Clupea harengus (Atlantic herring) is the source of this 2423-nucleotide messenger RNA. Its product is annotated as XK-related protein 8-like. Gene Ontology annotation, cellular component: plasma membrane. Lineage: Eukaryota; Metazoa; Chordata; Actinopteri; Clupeiformes; Clupeidae. Gene Ontology annotation, biological process: apoptotic process involved in development; phosphatidylserine exposure on apoptotic cell surface; engulfment of apoptotic cell. The record is from RefSeq and is a predicted model, not a curated record.
UCACGUGCAUAUUAGGUGUGGCUAUAUGCGCUCUGCGGAAAGUUGUUUCGAAAACCGUUUUUUACCCAGUUGAAAAGUUUGAGCAGUGGAGAGGCGAGGCAAGUGAAUGGGAGGGUGCCACAUCCCAACUAAAAUGACUUUUUUGUGGUUACGAUGACAAAAGUUUGAUAGGAUAAGAUAUGAAGUUGCUCGUUCAACGACCGUCAUCACAAUUAGUGUAUGCGAGCAAACGACGACCGGAGAUAAGUUUGGGGAGAACACAUGCAACUCAUGCCUGCGAAAGCCAACGAAGCACGGGUAGUUAGCUAGCUAACUAGCUGGAAAGCACAGCGACAAGGCGAUGAAUUACUUUGCGUAGUAGGGAACCGUUAUUCCACCAUGGACUGUUCACCCUUCUCGAAAUAUUCAUGGCUGGAUUUUCUGUUCAGUGUCAUUGGUGUUUUCACCUAUGUGUUCGACGUGGGGUCCGAUAUGUGGGUCGCCAAAGAGUUUUACUGUCACGGAGAUUUCCUUUGGUUUGGCGUUUUAGUUGGACUCAUGGUUCUGUCGUCUGUGGUCAUACAGAUGUUCAGCUGGUUUUGGUUCGAAUACGACAGAGAGUUAGAAAACUUCGAUGCGAAAACAGCUUCUGGGAACAUGUUGUUUUGUGACCAGAAGCGUGUAAAAGUUUCGUGUUGCCUGCAUGUUUUGCAACUUGGAUUCUUCUUCAGGCACCUUACAGCCAUUUGGCAGGGCUUCCGUGUGUGGUGGAGAGGCCAGCAGGGGUCUGAGUAUGCCGUGUACUUGAUCCACGACCUCAGCAUGCUGCGGCUCAUUGAGACGUUCUGUGAGAGCGCUCCACAGCUGACCCUCAUGACCUAUAUUAUUCUCUACACCAACCAGGCCAGGACCAUCCAGUGUGUGAGUGUGGUUGCCUCUACUACAUCUAUUGCCUGGAUGGUGGUGGACUACCACCGCUCGCUGCGUUCCUUCCUCCCCGACAAGGCCAAACAGGGCUGGGGGUCCUCCGUGGUUUACUUUCUGUGGAAUCUGUUGUUGAUUGCCCCUCGUGUGGCCUGCGUGGCCCUCUUUGCCUCCGUCCUGUCCCACCUUAUCGCCCUCCACUUCCUGCUGGUCUGGCCCGCUCUGGUCCUCUGGGCCUGGCGCCAGGGGACCGACUUCAUGGACAGCCCGGCCGGAGAGUGGCUCUACCGGGCCACCGUAGGCCUCAUCUGGUAUUUCAGCUGGUUCAACGUGGCAGAUGGGGGCACCAGGGGCCGGAGCAUCGUCUACCACUCCUUUAUGAUAACGGAUGGCGCCGUCCUGCUGGCCACGUGGUGGUACUACAGGGACUCAGAACUGACCCAGUCCUAUGCCAUCAUCAUGGUCCUGGUCAUCCCCUUCUGCUACACGCUUGGGCUGCUGGUGAAGGCUCUAUACUACUGCUACUUCCACCCUAAACUGUGGAGACCCCGGGGAAAGAGGGAUGAGAAGCUAGAGACUGACGGAUCUGUGUCCUGUUUAGACAUGUCCACACAGACAGAUACACCUGCUGAGGGGCAGAACAGGAGAAUGGCCAGACAUGCCAGAAUUUUUUACACUGCCAACACAUUGGAGACGGUUCAGAGCAACAGACGUGAAGGGAAUAGCAUAGUUUAGAUAGAUGUAUUUUUUGAAUGGGUUUGGUCACAUGCCACUGAUGCUGUAGUGCAUGCUGUGUCUUUCAAUGUUUCCUUACCACUUUGAAGUGCACAAUCAAAUAUAAUAUUGUUCAGAGUUGUGAUGAUUCACACUCAUGUUUGCACUUGGUAUCAGUGAAAAGAAUCUAAUCUAUUCUGCAUUUGUAAAUCUAAAGUAUUUUGUUUUGUUUGUCUUCUAAGCUAUUCUGUACCAUGUUUUACAGAAAACUGUGUUUUUUUAUAUUUAAUAUUGUGAUGAAUUAUUUAAAUAGUGGGCUGUGUAUUUUGUGCUCAUCAAAAAUGUGAAUGUUGCUAACUACAUUUUUAAAGAUAGUCUAAAUAUUUUUGGGGAAAAAAAACAUACCUCACACAUAGUCCUCUGUAUUUGUAGUAGUUGUUUUUAUAGAUGACACAGUACAGUUCACUCACUGUAGAAGUAUGAAGUAAAUGUCUGAUGUUCAAAUGUGCAAGAUGAAACUGUUACAAAUAUCUGCACCUUAUGUGUUAAAGUCCAGGCCAUAACAUCAAGUACUGUUAUUUUUGAACAUCUCUAUUGAAAUGUUCAUAGUUUUAAGAAAUCAAUCACCGACCAUGCGAUUGUUAACAUGUGAGUCUGAGCUAAGUGUUGCUUCACAUUCAAUUAUGCCCCAUUUGAAUGUGCUGUGGGGCUCUCCAGCGGUCUGGUAAUUACUGAUAUUCAAGUUGUGAAUGCCUUGGUGGAGAUUGGAACAAUAAACUCUAAAGCCAUAACCUGGUGAGCAGGGA